AUGCACAGAGGCUUUGACGAGGCUGAUAUUCCCGUAUCAGCCUUGGCAAGACAACCAAGACUUGCAUCGGCAGUGCUGCGCUCGCUGGCAGCAGGAGGUACGUCUUGGAGCCUGCUGCGCCAGUUGCGUGAGGAGCAGAUGGAGGCGGAUGUGGUGCAUUUCUCUUGCAUGAUUUCUUCGGAUUGGUGCGAAGCUCUGUGGCUGCUUGCAGCCGCAGCAACCACAGAUAUUUCGCCAAAUGCGAUAUUCAAGACACGCGUGGUGAAGGUCUGCGCACCUGCCGACUGGCUGUCUGCGGUGCAGCUUCUGGGUGAGUCGGUUCAGCGUGACACCGUACUCAUGAACUGCGCCAUGACAGCUUUUGAGCCGCAUGGCCGGUGGUGGCUAGCGCUGUCGCAUUUGCAAGUGCGUGCUGCCAUGUCCUUGACGCCUGAUGCAGUGGCCAUCAACACGGCGAUAAGUUCCUGUCCUCGAGGCGUGUGGUCCAUUGCUCUGCAUCUGCUUGGAGGCUCCAUCGGAGAUGUCGUAGCGAUCUCCUCGACUAUCGCUGCCGCGGAAUGGGUUUUGGCAAUGUGGCUUCUCAGCAAGAUGAGGCCAGACGCGCUGCUGCCCAACGUCGUGUGCUUCAAUGCCACCUUGCAGACCACGGACGCCUCAGGCUUGGGCGCACCAUGGCAGCGAGCUGCACUCCUCAUGAGCUCGAUGCCGGACUUGGCAUUGCUGCCGGAUGUCAUCAGCUUUACCUCCUUGCUGCGUGCCUGUGAAAGAGACGGGCGAUGGCGCCUGGCGCUGUCCCUCUUGUUGGCCAUGCGCCAGGUUGCGGUUCUUCCCAGCACGGUGACCUACGGAUGCCUUCUCAAUGCCUGCGAGUUCGCUGGCGCUUGGCAGACUGCCUUCUUGUUGUUGGAGGAGAUGAUUUCGGCAUCGCUGCAGAUGAAUAUCGUCAUCUGCAAUGCUCUCAUCAGCACUUGUGAGAAAGCAUGCCAGUGGCAAUCAGCACUGGCCCUCCUCUUCAACGCACGGCAAUUUCAGGUGCAGCCGGAUGUGAUCGGAAUGAACGCAUCCUUGAGUGCAUGCGGCUGUGCGGGUGCUUGGACGUCGUCGCUGGAUCUGCUGCGCAGAAUUGAGGGACCAGCUCGCACAAGCGUGAGCUUCGCAGGCUCGGUGGCUGCCUGCGCCGCUGCCCGUCAAUGGGCGUGGACGGUACGCCUGCUCCUGGCGACGAUGGACAAUGCUUUGGCUCCCGAUGUCAACAGCUUUGGCGCUGCUGUCGAGGCUUGCAGUGGACUGGGCCGUGAUUUCUGGCCCGUGGCAUUUCUGGAUGAGUUGCAAUUCAUGGUCGCUUUGCAGCUGUCGGCAAGCAGGUGA
This is a messenger RNA of Symbiodinium sp. CCMP2456, 1368 nucleotides long. The record is from the annotation of a GenBank genome assembly. Lineage: Eukaryota; Dinophyceae; Suessiales; Symbiodiniaceae.